AUGGAUGGAGUGUCCAUCAUCAUCGGACCCGCGCCCAAUCCAGAUUGUGUGGCAAGAGCAUCGAAUUCGUAUAUUGGAUGCCGUGGUGGAAGUGUGACGACUGGCAUCGAUCUGGGAGACGGCCAUUUCGGAGCGGCUGGAGCUUAUACUAAAGCGUCUGGGCCUGCUGCAAUAUUCUCCCGCAUUGAUAGACGUGUCUCCAGUAGACUGGGUGGUAUUGCAUCGAACCGCGCAGCAGCUCUGAAGGGGUUCUUGUUUUAUAGGCCUGAAGAGAACCCCGUUGAUAUGGAAUUAUCCUUGAUCUGUCAUUAUCUUCGCUUUGUGCCCACCCUCUUACCACGACUGCUCUGGGCCGUGUUACGGAAACAUCAUACCAUUCGCUGGAUUCCAGGAGGCGUUCCUGUUGCCAUUCCAGACCGUUCCUUUGCUCAGGUGGUUGAUCGCACAUCGAGAGCCGCUUUCGCGCUAUCCCCACAUACGGAUCAGGUCAAUGUCCUCUUCGUGAACACCGACCACGAUGCCACCGGUAUGGUCUACUAUGUGGAGGAUGUAACGCUCUAUGUGUAUGAACAGUGGCUGGAUCUGCAGGGUGCUUACUAUGACUGCAAGUGUCCAGCACUUCGUCCCCAGUUUCAUUCGCCAUGA
Molecule: messenger RNA, 645 nt
Organism: Talaromyces rugulosus
Lineage: Eukaryota; Fungi; Ascomycota; Eurotiomycetes; Eurotiales; Trichocomaceae
Exons: 3
Coding region: 1-645 (214 amino acids)
Source: RefSeq, a predicted model, not a curated record